Messenger RNA from Metarhizium album ARSEF 1941, 3993 nucleotides. RefSeq lists its product as uncharacterized. The transcript has a single exon. The record is from RefSeq and is a predicted model, not a curated record. The coding region runs from base 1 to 3993 and encodes 1330 amino acids. NCBI's taxonomy places the organism in Eukaryota, Fungi, Ascomycota, Sordariomycetes, Hypocreales, Clavicipitaceae.
AUGGCUGAACGGUCCGCUAAGACGCAAGUUCCCGGAAUUGACGACACCGGAAGAUCACUGGCACAACCGCCUGGGUUAUAUCCGGAGCUCGAUCGAUAUCGCGACUUUCAGCAGCAGCCAGAAUAUUCUUUCAAAAGACCUGAAAUCGAUGUUCAUUAUCAAUUGACAACGCAUGAGCCACCGCCGACGCCCUUGUCGCAGUUAUUCUCCGGUGGUAGUAGUCAGAUUAGCGCCGUUAGCGGAAGCCCCUCGACCAAGUUGUCGGAUUCGCCAGGUCCUGGUCCUUAUAGUCGAGAUACCACGCCAACUUCAAUUUCCUCUCAGUCACCAGUCUUCGUUGCCCCGAGCCGAGUAGGAAUCACGCAUAGAAAUGGCCGACAGCACAGUGUAUUAGCGACUAGACCUCCUGUAAGCAGAAGGCGUGCCGGAAGCUUUCCCGACGAAGCGUCCAUCGACCCUCAUGGGCUAGCAUCUGUCAGAGAAUCCCUCACCUCAUCUUCCUCUAACUCUACUGUGAAAGAAGGAGAUAGAGCUACGAGAAAGGAGAAGGCAAAGGCCAGGCAUUUAUCGCCGCCACCACCUAGCCCACCACCUAGGAAAUCUUCGCAGAAGUUUGCCAAGUCGAAGGAACGGAAUGAAAUUCUCAGGUUAACCAAACACAAGAUCCCAGAAUCGGGAGACAUUGCAAUCAAAAAGAAGCCGCAUAGUCCCACAUACUCCGAUGCUUCAUCCCCGAUAGAGAUGGGUCCUCCGGCACGACCAAGUCGCCAUAAUACUCCCGACAUGAAAUCACAGCUGUGCAGACCCAUCCCUGUGAUACAAAGUAAUUUAGUGUCGACCAUGCGGACUCCGGAGGGCCGCGGCAGUGGUGCCUCGGGAACUACUUCUCUUCCAGGAACUACGAUGCCUAUUGCACAAAACGGCCGACAUAUAUCGUCAUCAACUGUCUCCCCAGGGCAUGAAGGCCUUUCAAAAUCGUUAAAAUCUCGACCGAGCUUUGACAAAUUGAAGGGGCAAGUCACGGAGCCCGGUCUGUCCCCUCAAACUACGCAGUCCAGGUUUAGGUCGACCUCCAGAAGCAGAUUCCCAUUUUUCGGAAGGAAAAAGGCUACUUUCGACAUCCCGAAAAAAGAAGACAGGCCCAACAAGAAAGAAGGCAGUCGAAAAGGCCCGGCAGCAGGAACAGGGCACGAGGGUUAUGGUCGUGUUGGUGCUAUCCGACGACGCAGUGGGAGUGGCUCUGUUUUGCCACAUGGCGUUACCGACCCCGUGUCGUCGUACGAUAGCCUGGCGAGUUCAGAUUCAUUCUUGACUGAUCGAAUGAAUCCCGUCAUCAUUUCUGGUGGCGAAGUCGUCCAAAACAGUAAUGCCAGCGCAGAGCUGUCUCGCUCGGAGACCAAUCACAGCCUGCCAGGUCGUCGUAGCAUAGAUUCGAAGAUGUCUUCUGAAGGGUCAUUUACCUCCUACAACGAAUCUAGGACGGAGCUCCGCCCGUCCGCUCUGCCCCGGCUUCGAACUUCUAGCCCUCAUCAGCCAAAUGGUGGCACUUGGUCUGAUGAGCUCGGCAUGGAAUCGACCCUAGCAUUUAGACGAUCUAUGCAGAGACUCCAAUUGUCUCCAGAUGAUCCCUUACGACUACCUCAACUCCUUCAAACUUGUGCCCAUGUAUCUCCAUCGCCACUGACGAGCCUCGAUACUACUCUGUUAUCAGAUGACUCACAGUUGGAAUUGACACAGGGCCUUUCGCAAGAGUCAGCAAGAGUAAAUCCCGUACCCAAAAAGCUCAAGAGAGAGACAAGAGCACCAAGGAUCUGGAAGUUAUUUAGUAGAACACAGAGCCAGUCGAGUACGAAGAAGACCCAAAGCAACGAGAAUAUUGAAGCCACUGUCAGAACUGUGGGCGAACGACCUAUCGCAUUUUACACCAUGUUGGACAAUGUUGAACCAGAUGAAAGUGGACAUCUGGACAGUCAGGAAGAAUUAAGACAAGCCGAAGUGCAUAAACGAACACCCAUCAUGGAAAGUCAUGACUACCAAGAAUCAGUUGCCCAAUCCUCGAGGCGGCUAGUGGCGGAUUUUCCGAUACAAAAAUACUGGCAAACCUCCUCAGACAGUCAUUCUAUCACGACAAUUGCUUCAUCUGGUGGAGAAAAAACUUCCUCCCAAACGGGCACGCAUCAAAUGAAGAACAACCUCCGACCCAGUCGCCUUCAACGAGUCGGUCGGAUUCCACAAGUCAUCAAACUGGGAACGGAGAAUGCGUCUCCACAAAGCUUUUCGCGUCCCUUUCGAGCCAGUUCACAUCAUCCCACAUGGAGUAGAGCAGAAAUCCAUGAUUCCGAGCUCAUUGCCGUUGGCUCUACUCCACCAAAUCCCCCAAAACCUCUCCCAGAACCAUCUGGGAAAUGGGAGGCCUCGGAGAGCGGGACAAGAUUCUCUCCACACAGCAUCUCGGGCUCUGAUAUAUCAGCAGAGCUCGGUGAAGCUGAUAGGGAGUUUCUGUCUUUGUCUCCGCGCAAGAAUUCAAGCGGUACCAUUAAUACCAGCUCAAGUAGUUCCGGGGCGGCAAGCCCCUUUUUCACGACGGCCACGGCAGUUAUCCCCAAGCCGGAGGAUCCACCAGCCGAAGAUGAAAUAUGGGAUGAAUACGACGAUCUGCUUAGUGAUGAUGGCAUAAAGAGGUCGCGGUCUGCUACGUCAUCCAAAGGUGCACCAUUUCACUUGGAAACCUAUCAACGGAAAUUAGCAAACGGGAUAGAGCUUGAUUCUCCCACUGUUGCUGUUGACAGCCGAAAGACAUCGACUUAUUCAGAAGCACCAACGCAGUCUCCUUGUUAUAGAGCAGGCAUGACGGCACGGAUUCGCUGCGCUUUCCAACCAAAAACCAUUCCUCAAUCUGUAGGCACACAAGGCCACGGUAUCAGCGAAGCGCAACUUGACAAGCCAGCGGACGCUGAAGGGACUGCUGCCCUCAAAAGGAAUAGUUGUUCUUCCUGCCAAACAACGUUCUCCGACUUUAGUUCCUGCUCGUCAAAUGAUGGGUCGCCUUUGGCUCAAGUCAAUCUUCGAGUCGGGUCGAUGACAGUCAGCAAAUGGCUUACAUUUGGCCACGUACUAUUUAGCGACGUCCGACACGAGCUAGUCCAUGUCAAGACUUCAUCCAAGCAGCAUUCUAUCCUAGUCAUUGAUGGACUUGGAAAUGAUGACUGGUCAUUCUAUGCUGCCGAGACGUACCCAGGCGCUUCGUUCUUCAACCUUUCUCCUCGUGCACCGCUUCCAGUCGAACUCGAGGCCUCGUCUGCUGGAUACCCUCUGAGUCCCGCAAACCACCACCAGGUCCAGUAUACGUCUCAUCUGGAAAAGUUCCCAUUUGCAUCGCAAAGCUUUCACGCCGUCGUGUAUCGGUUUCCAAUAGCUGCCUCUGAAGUCCAUUAUCGAAAUGUUUUGAACGAAGCACUGCGGGUUCUUCGCCCCGACGGAUAUAUCGAACUUUCGAUUCUGGAUUCUGACCUCAAUAACAUGGGCAAUCGCGGCCGACGAGCGAUUCGACAGCUGAAGGAAAGAAUCCAUCAGAGCGCCCCUGACACAACCUUUGCGUCUGCUGCCGAUUUGACCGUGCGCUUGCUAGGCAAGGCCGGAUUCUCCCACAUCAAGGCUGCUCGAGUGGGAAUACCUGUAGCCAGUUCAAUCACGCGACCUGGCAGCCACAAGUCAGAGAGUAAACGUGACCCUGAUCAGAGGAAGAAAGGCCAUCUCAGUUUGGCAGAAACGAUGCGUGACAGUAGCCCAUUAGCGGAUGCAAACAUAACGAAGAUUGUCACGCGGGUCGGUCGUUGGUGGUAUACCCGCUGCUAUGAAAACGCCUUCAGCCUCGGUUCUGAGGGCAGCAUUUGGGACGACAAGAUGCUUCUUUCCGAAUGUGAGAAACUAGGUACUAGCCUGAAGCUGAUGGUAUGCUGCGCGAGGGCACCAGAGCGGAGGGUCAACUUCUGA